AUGGUCUCUGUCUCAAAGCUCGUCACUGCUGCCCUGGUGGCAGUCUCAGCCGCAGCCUCCUCCAGCAAGCGUGGUGCAGCCUACAACGAUGCGUCACUUGUCCGUACCCUGGCGAAAAGCAAGUCUGGAGGUAUGUCGUGGUCAUACAAUUGGGACAUGAAGAAGAACGGGAACAUGCCAUCGGGCGUUGAAUUCGUCCCGAUGCUCUGGGGUACCGACUCGGUGGAUGACUGGGAUUCUGCGGUAAAGACUGCAUUGAAGGAUGGCAGCAAACAUAUCCUGGGUUUCAAUGAACCGGACAACGCCUCGCAGGCCAACAUUGGUGCCUCCAAGGCUGCUACCUUGUACAAGAAGUAUAUCACCCCGUACGGAGAUCGCGCCAAGCUAGUCAGUCCGGCCAUCACUUCCUCCACUCAGUCCGGCGAGGGUCUCAGCUGGUUCAAGACCUUCAUGAGCGAUUGCAAGAGCUGCAACAUCUCUGCUAUGGCUGUCCACUGGUACGGUGGGUCGUUUGCUCAGCUCGAGUCGUACAUGAAGGAAGCUAUCGAGACUGCCUCGAAGUAUGAUAUCGACGAGGUCUGGCUUACCGAGUUUGCCCUUGACACCGACACCAGCGGCAUCAGCAACGAGUCCACGGCUAAGACCUUCCUUGAGAAAUCGAUCAAGUGGAUGGACUCCCACCCCAAGGUGGGCCGUUACGCUUACUUCUAUACCGCAAACAAUUUCUUGCUUACCAGUGGAUCCGUCAACGCCCUGGGCAAGGUUUAUGUUUCG
This is a messenger RNA of Aspergillus piperis CBS 112811, 774 nucleotides long. Its product is annotated as glycoside hydrolase family protein. Gene Ontology annotation, biological process: fungal-type cell wall polysaccharide metabolic process. NCBI's taxonomy places the organism in Eukaryota, Fungi, Ascomycota, Eurotiomycetes, Eurotiales, Aspergillaceae. The transcript has a single exon. Gene Ontology annotation, cellular component: fungal-type cell wall. The annotation marks the transcript as partial. The record is from RefSeq and is a predicted model, not a curated record.